This is a messenger RNA of Dioscorea cayenensis subsp. rotundata (Guinea yam), 744 nucleotides long. Its product is annotated as thioredoxin-like 3-1, chloroplastic. The transcript has 5 exons. The record is from RefSeq and is a predicted model, not a curated record. Gene Ontology annotation, cellular component: chloroplast stroma. NCBI's taxonomy places the organism in Eukaryota, Viridiplantae, Streptophyta, Magnoliopsida, Dioscoreales, Dioscoreaceae. Bases 34 to 636 code for a protein of 200 amino acids.
AACAAAGAGUAAAAACAAAUUAAGGUGACAACAAUGGCAAUCCUGGUUCCAAACUCUCACAUGCUAUACAGAGAUGUUUUGCAUAGAGAUCAGCAAUAUUAUCAAGGAUCCAAUGGUGGAGGAGGAGGAGGAGGAGGAUGCACAUCAGUGGCAGUUCAGUUUGGGAGGAGAUCAGUGUUAUCAAAAGAAAUGGGAAAGAGGAGGAGGAAGAGAAGAGAAGCUGUCAAAGCAAUGGGGUUCUGGCAAGAUGUAACAAGCAACAGCAGCAGCAGCAACAGACCAAGCUCAAUUGAAAUGGAUGCAAUCACAUGCAUGGAUGAUUUGGAUGAAGCCUUACGUCAGGCUCAGGAAUUAUCUCGCCCUAUUCUCAUUGACUGGAUGGCUUCUUGGUGUAGGAAAUGCAUAUAUCUGAAGCCCAAAUUAGAAAAGCUUGCAGCAGAGUUUCAUCCCAGAAUAAAAUUCUACUUCGUAGAUGUAAACAAAGUUCCUCAAACUCUUGUGAAACGUGGGAAUAUUUCUAAAAUGCCAACUAUUCAGCUGUGGAAAGAUGGAGAAUGGAAAGCUGAGAUAAUUGGUGGGCAUAAAGCUUGGCUUGUCUUAGAUGAAGUCAGGGAAAUGAUCCAAAAUAACUUGUAAUAAUCAUUUUGUAUUUUUGUAUUUUUUUGGGUUUUUUUAUCAUAAAAUUUGUAUAUAUAUAUAUAUAUAUAUUUAAUCAGUAGUUAUGAAGAGAUGAGUAUAUUUGUU